This is a messenger RNA of Arabidopsis thaliana (thale cress), 2633 nucleotides long. RefSeq names its product Concanavalin A-like lectin protein kinase family protein. Gene Ontology annotation, molecular function: protein serine/threonine kinase activity; protein kinase activity; carbohydrate binding. Gene Ontology annotation, biological process: defense response to oomycetes; plant-type hypersensitive response. The transcript has a single exon. NCBI's taxonomy places the organism in Eukaryota, Viridiplantae, Streptophyta, Magnoliopsida, Brassicales, Brassicaceae. The record is from RefSeq and is marked reviewed. Gene Ontology annotation, cellular component: plasma membrane. The coding region runs from base 471 to 2498 and encodes 675 amino acids.
UGAUAUAACGUUUACAAGAAUCAACUUCUUUUUGCUUACAAAAUUUAUAUAUCAAAAGAUAAGAGAGAACAUGAAUGAUGAAGAAUAUCAACUCCAUUCCUAAUUUUAUUCAAAGUGGUUUGUUUGUAUACAAAACAGAGUCUGUUCCUAACAUAUGUUGUGGUGGUUCUUGCUACAGGCAAUCUUCGUUUUUGGAGCAGAAGCCAGAUUCUACAGGACUUGCCUGAUACAGCACACGUUGAUAUCAUCAGGCUACCGAUGCUGGUCUCUGUGUCAAAGAGAGAAGCAGCAUUGAAACACCAAUCUUAUAUGACAUUUUAAAGAUAUUUUAAAGCGAUGAUUUUGACUUAUAGAUUUUAAAGAAUAUUCAAACAAAGUUCAGUGAUAGUGAUCUGUUGAUUGGACUCUUUAAAUAAGCCCUCUCUUCUUGACCGUUGUCUAGUUGUUGAAUUGUGUUUAUAUUUUUUCUAAUGCUUUAUUUCAUUUUCUGUCAAAAUCUUUCUUCUUCCUCCUCUAUGUCUAAUUCAAUCUUGUUCCUUUCCCUUUUCCUCUUCCUCCCUUUUGUUGUUGAUUCACUUUACUUCAACUUUACAAGUUUUCGACAAGGUGAUCCCGGGGACAUAUUUUACCACGGGGAUGCAACUCCCGAUGAAGAUGGAACAGUGAACUUCAACAACGCUGAACAAACAUCUCAGGUUGGUUGGAUUACUUAUUCAAAGAAGGUGCCUAUAUGGAGUCAUAAAACUGGUAAGGCUUCAGAUUUCAGCACCAGUUUCUCCUUCAAAAUCGAUGCUCGUAAUCUUUCAGCAGAUGGUCAUGGAAUCUGUUUCUUUCUUGCUCCUAUGGGAGCUCAACUACCUGCAUACUCAGUUGGUGGUUUCUUGAAUUUGUUCACUCGGAAGAAUAAUUACUCAUCUUCGUUUCCGCUAGUUCAUGUUGAAUUUGACACGUUUAACAAUCCAGGAUGGGAUCCUAAUGAUGUUGGAUCUCAUGUUGGGAUCAAUAACAACUCUCUUGUUUCUUCCAACUACACUUCUUGGAAUGCAAGCUCUCACAGCCAAGAUAUUUGUCAUGCAAAGAUCUCUUAUGAUUCCGUGACCAAGAAUUUAAGUGUGACUUGGGCUUAUGAGCUAACAGCAACCUCUGAUCCUAAGGAGAGUUCAAGCCUUUCUUACAUCAUCGACCUCGCUAAGGUUCUGCCAUCAGAUGUUAUGUUCGGGUUUAUAGCUGCCGCUGGGACAAACACAGAGGAACAUAGACUUUUAUCAUGGGAGCUCAGUUCAAGUUUGGACAGCGACAAAGCCGAUAGCAGGAUAGGACUAGUAAUUGGCAUUUCGGCUUCCGGGUUUGUUUUUCUGACGUUUAUGGUCAUCACAACCGUGGUGGUUUGGUCACGGAAGCAAAGAAAGAAGAAAGAAAGAGAUAUAGAAAACAUGAUAUCGAUAAACAAAGACCUUGAAAGGGAAGCAGGACCAAGAAAGUUUUCUUAUAAGGAUCUUGUGUCAGCAACCAACAGAUUCUCAAGCCAUAGAAAGCUAGGUGAAGGAGGAUUUGGAGCAGUUUAUGAAGGAAACUUGAAAGAAAUCAAUACAAUGGUUGCGGUGAAGAAACUAUCCGGUGAUUCAAGGCAGGGAAAGAACGAGUUUUUAAACGAAGUUAAGAUCAUCAGCAAACUGAGACAUCGAAACCUCGUGCAGCUCAUCGGUUGGUGUAAUGAGAAAAAUGAGUUCUUGCUGAUAUAUGAGUUAGUUCCAAAUGGUAGCUUGAACUCUCACCUCUUUGGGAAAAGACCCAAUUUACUUUCUUGGGACAUAAGGUACAAGAUAGGUCUUGGUUUAGCCUCUGCUCUGCUUUAUCUUCAUGAAGAAUGGGAUCAAUGUGUACUGCACAGAGACAUCAAGGCAAGUAAUAUAAUGCUUGACAGUGAAUUCAAUGUAAAGUUAGGUGAUUUCGGGUUGGCUCGGCUAAUGAACCAUGAACUUGGUUCCCAUACAACGGGGUUGGCUGGAACUUUUGGGUACAUGGCACCUGAAUAUGUAAUGAAAGGAAGUGCGAGUAAAGAAUCUGAUAUAUAUAGCUUUGGAAUUGUUUUACUAGAGAUUGUCACAGGGAGAAAAUCGCUGGAACGUACACAAGAAGAUAACAGUGAUACAGAGAGUGAUGAUGAGAAGAGUCUAGUGGAGAAAGUUUGGGAGCUUUAUGGAAAACAAGAACUGAUCACUUCAUGUGUUGAUGACAAAUUGGGUGAGGAUUUCGACAAGAAAGAAGCUGAAUGUCUUCUGGUUUUAGGGUUAUGGUGUGCUCAUCCUGAUAAAAACUCGAGACCUUCGAUAAAACAAGGGAUCCAAGUCAUGAAUUUUGAGUCACCAUUGCCUGAUCUUCCAUUGAAGAGGCCUGUUGCUAUGUAUUACAUCUCGACUACUACUUCUUCUUCUUCUCCCUCAGUUAACUCAAAUGGAGUUUCUGUAACGUUCUCAGGCAUCGAGUAUGGUCGUUAAAUAUUAGAGAUUUAACUGUAAUCUCUUUUUGCUCUGUUUUUGUUUCAUCCCAAAGUAUUAUUAUUAUUGGUCAUGCUCUUGAAGAAUGAUUAUUCUUUGUAUAAUCUAUGCUUAAUCUUAUUUUGUAUAUUGUUA